Molecule: messenger RNA, 2451 nt
Organism: Malassezia globosa CBS 7966
Lineage: Eukaryota; Fungi; Basidiomycota; Malasseziomycetes; Malasseziales; Malasseziaceae
Exons: 1
Coding region: 1-2451 (816 amino acids)
Biological process (GO): mitochondria-nucleus signaling pathway; negative regulation of transcription by RNA polymerase II; regulation of nitrogen utilization
Cellular component (GO): cytoplasm
Source: RefSeq, a predicted model, not a curated record
AUGCAAAAAUGUUAUCCUAUGUUGACACCAUCAGCACCAGCCCCGUUGUCUGAGCCUGAGCUUUCGACGGACGAAUCUGUGACGAGCGAAGAGGGCGAUGCGGACGAUCGUCAGAGGGCGGACCGCACAUCUUGUCUGAAUGAAUUCAGUAUUCUUACCAAGCAUCAUACUGAUAGCACCGUUCCAACAGCGCAGUUCUUUCAGAAACUCGCAGAUGAUGUCGAACAGUGCUGGUUACAUUCAUCUUAUUCGUCAAUCGGCUGUAACCCUACGCGCUGGAAGCGAGGGUCUGACGAUAUCCAUGAAGAGGAAGAUGAAACUGUCCAAGGGUCUGAGUCUCGCAGCACGGGUACACCCAUUUCUACAACAGGUACAGUCACUCCUAAUGUUAUUCGUUCGCGAGCAAAUUCAACAACGCAGUCUCCACGAACUCAAGCACUUGGGCCCAAGGUAACAGAAGCGCUUGUUCCACCCAAGUCGCAAGAUUUGUUAACUCAUAACUGUGUAACAGCAUUGAGGCCAGACGCCAUGAAAAGCGCGAUGCUCUUUGAAGAAGGAGCCGCUGCAACGAAUUCGGCUCUUCCUGUGUCGUCUUUCCCUAAUCCCCAGAUGUUGUCAGUGCCUGCGGCCACUUCCUCUGUAUCCUCGAGUCCACUAGUGUCCGACGUCUCCGCCUCUGGCAGCACAUCCAAGUCCACUAGUCCACGACCCCCUGGAGCAGCAAGCAGUGUGGCACUGGCAGGUGCCAGGAACGCAGGCAUCCAGGCACCACCAGCACCAUCUGUCGCAUCUGGGAUCCCCUCUCGUAUGCGGCGUCAGCAACGCAUCCAGAAAAGUACAGAAAACCUACCAGCGCUGCGUGCGACGAAGUCCUAUUUGACGAGGACGAAUGCAGCGAACGUGACACCUGGACAUGUGUUCGACGGGAAGCCAAAGCAAGAUAAGGCAAAGAAAAAGCAAAGCAAAAUCCUCUUCACCAUUGGUGGCGAUUCUGAGGAGGACGAGCUGCCAACCGAAGGCGACAACGAGGAUGACUGGUCAAGCGAGGAUGACGAAGCCAAUGGCGGGGAUGCUGGAAAGGAUACAAAUACGCACGAAAGUGCGCGGCUAGAGACAGAACGAGCGCGGAGAGAACUAGAUGAAGAGUGCGAACGAAUGGAAAUGUUCAAGAAACGGCCGAUCCGCUCGGCCAGCUUGGCCGACCUACCGCAUGCAUCCAAUGCAAUGGCACCGCCUACUGAGUUAGGCCCUACUCGCGGCCUCUUGUCAACGAUGCUUAAACCGUCAGAAGUGUCAAAGCAGUAUCCGCAUCGGCCCCGUGCAGGCCAAACGCUCCAUCUCUCACCCAUGCCGAAUCGGGCUCACUGCACCAGGACACAUGCAAGCGCGCGGAACCCUUCGACUCCCACACAUCUUCCACGUGCGCCCAGCUUCCAGACUAUUCGAUGUAAUCCCACUUCAGGCGCCGACAAGAACGACGUCAUAAACCGCAGUAAGAGUGCACUGGCGCUUCCGCUGUUGAAUCUAACGUCUUUGCGCUCAAGUACAUCGUCCGGCCGGAUUGUAUCGCCGUCUCCGAAGCAUGCGGUAGGGGCUACGUCGCCAGAGCCUGGGCGUGCAGUGUCGAAUCACGGUAGUGAGUCAGACGAAAGUUCAGCACCUCCGCGUACACGCAGUAAUCUUGCACUCAGUCGGCUUUCCGCGAUUGCGCAGCGUGAGACGUCCUCGACAAUAACGACGCCAACGACUUUGUCAUCAGAUACUGGUGAUGGACGUAGGCUUUCAUCGCUUGUGCGUUCCUGUAACUCCAUUGGCAAUUUGAUGACCGCGACGAAGCCGGACUCUGCGCAUACUGCUGUGCAUUCCAUUCCAUCGCCAGCAUCCCAGCAUGCGCCAGCUGAGGGAGAAGAAGAUGGUCUUUGCCUCGGAGUUGAAGCUGAUGAGCGCGCCCCCCUACGCGUUCAGCGAGUGCUUGAGGCGACUCCACAGACGACGGAUGUGCCACAGUUGUCCCAAGCAUGUCUUAUGUCUGAUACAAUGACUGAGUCGCCUGUUCCUCAGCAUGCCACUGAGUGUUCAGGAACGAUGCCACCACUUGUGGAUACUGUGUGUGAGAAAGAGCAGUCCCAGCCGACAGAAGCGCUUGUGCCAACGCCUUGCGUGCAUACAGAUGCGCUGUCUGAUCCACUGCAUCGCCGUAUCAGCACGCCCAACCCGUUGUCCGCGCGUGCUACUGUAGCGCGGCAAAACAUUUUGGACGAAGAACUCUCACAAAGCGUCCGAGAGAACUUGCAAUGGGAACGUGAAUCGCGGGCUCGCUUGCUCGGGAUCGGUUUAAUGGGCACGGUGUCUUCUCAGCGGCCUCGACGAACGACGGACUCUAGGGUUGUGGGUCUUGAUCAGUCUCGACCCCAUACUGAUGAGGGGUCAUUCCAUCACAAGGGAUGGUAA